This is a messenger RNA of Tribolium castaneum (red flour beetle), 1437 nucleotides long. RefSeq lists its product as uncharacterized. Bases 96 to 1334 code for a protein of 412 amino acids. NCBI's taxonomy places the organism in Eukaryota, Metazoa, Arthropoda, Insecta, Coleoptera, Tenebrionidae. The transcript is spliced from 5 exons. The record is from RefSeq and is a predicted model, not a curated record.
CAGAGAGAUUCGCUUCUUCCUCUCUCUUAUUCUAUGCUGUCAUUGUUUGAAUUCAAAUCAAACGUUUUUUGUGUCAAUUACAAACAUUUCAUAAGAUGGACCAGACGAGAGUUCACAACGUGGGCCAAAAAAAACAGCCCCCUCAGAUACGUCAAACCUUGGCAAGUAAAUACAGGCUAAUAACGGCAAACCCCUUGCUGAGGCAGGAACUGGAGGACAAACUAGCCUCAAGAAACCCCAACGGAAGCGUUCCGUUCAAUACACCUCUCAAAAUUUUGGUUCAGUUGUUGGAGGAUGAAGAACCGGUGGCGAAAAUCAGUAUAAAACCUAGUCAAGUGAAGAAAGUAGCGAAAAAAACAGUUCCCGAUAACGUGACGGUGAAAAAACACACUGAACAUAAACAUAUCCUCCGUAAAUCGGUCUCUUUUCACGUACCUGAACCUAAUAAUAAACAAAAAGAAAGGAGAAAAACAGUUUUUAAAGAAAACAAUCAAAACACAAAAAAUUGCUCCAUGACCCCAAGCAGGGAAACGAAAGAAGUGACGAGACGGUUAAGUGAGUGGAUGAAGAAAAGGGGCAAAAAAAUCGCCGAUUUCCACCAUUUGAAAUGUUUCGGUAUCCAGUUGCAAAGCAAAAAUAAGGCACAAACUGCUGAUAAGGAAAAUGUCGAGACACACAUUGUCAGAGAGAACAGUUUUGACAACAAGCAGGAAGUUGAAGUCAAAAAUGAGGAAAAUUUUGAUUUUUCAACAGUUGCACAUGAUGCUUUGACCGAUUUGCAUAAACUGAUUUUAGAAGGCUACCCUUCUGAACAAUGCGAAAUUUGGCUUAAACUUAUCAAAAAUAAGUCGAAAAAAGUCCAGGAAGCACCAGAAUAUUGGGAAUGUAGAGCUGCUUUAGAACAAACAAAGGGAAACAUCGAUCUGGCUGUCGAAUGCUACAAAACUGCCAUAAUACAGGGUGCUAAAGUUGAAAAUGUGGACAAACACCUCGACCAACUUUUGCAAAAAUUCAGUCUGCUAAACAUCGAUAAAAAAACCGACGAUUUUGGGAAUAAUAAUCAAAGGAAAGUUGUUGAAAAUGCUAGAAAUAUUUUCAAAUCGAGUAUUAUCCAAUUCGCCGUUCAGGAACGCAUUAUUAGAACAAAAAAUAUUGACGGUGAUGUCACACUCCAAAAAAAAUUAGUCGCAACUCCUGUGAGGAGAAGCACACGUCGUUCAAGGUCGGCUUUUACCACAACCCCGAAAAUUCAGAUUUAUUCGUCGUUGCAGGACAUUGACAGCCCCGUCAGGUGCGCUCUUGAUUUUAAAUGUAAUAACGCCCUGAGAGAUUAAAUAAGUGUUAACUAUGUUUGAGAGGCUAAUUCAAAUUUCGUGUUUAUAUUUGUUUAUAUUUUUAUACUAAUGUACUAAUUCCAAAUAAAUUUUUUUUUCUUAA